GUCCAGAAAAGGGGCGGUUCUUCCGUUCCGAGCGCGCAGUGAGGGUUGGCUGUACCGGCUCCGAAAGUUGCUCUUGUUUCCUGGCCAUGGGCCCACGGAGCCGUGAGCGCCGGGCAGGAGCAGUACAGAAAACCAAUGACAGUAGCGCCCUCAGCAAGAGUUCUCUAGCCUCGCGCGGGUACGUAGACGAUGCCUUCACCUCGCUGCUGGUCCCAGCGACCGCGCGCCGCACGCCCCUUAUUCACCGGGGCUACUACAUCCGCGCACGCGCCGUGCGCCACUGCGUGCUCGCCUUCCUCAAACUGACGAGCGCUGGCCCAGAAGCGCGUCGCUCCCAGAUCCUGUCUCUUGGCGCGGGCUCUGACUCACUGUAUUUCCACCUCAAAGCUUCAGGCCUUCUGGCCGGGGCUGGAGUCUGGGAAGUGGAUUUCCCGGUCGUGGCGCGGCGCAAGGCGGAGAGGAUCGAGGAGACGCCGGAAUUGUGCGCGUUAAUCGGGCCUUUCCAAAGGGGCAGACCCGAGUCGACGUUGUGCUUCGAGAGCUUGGACUACCACAUCCUGGGCCUGGACCUGCAGCAGCUGCAGCAACUAGAAGAGGCCCUGGAUGCGGCUGGCCUGGACGCAGCCAUACCCACCCUGCUUCUGGCCGAGGCCGUACUCACCUACCUCCAGCCCAGCAGUGCUGCAGCCCUCAUUGCCUGGGCUGCCCGGCGUUUUUCUAAUGCCUUUUUCGUGGUAUAUGAGCAAAUGAAGCCACAAGAUGCCUUUGGCCAGGUCAUGUUGCAACAUUUUCAGCAGCUGAAUUCUCCCCUACAUGGCCUGGACCUCUUUCCUGACGUGGAGUCCCAGCGAUGCCGCUUCCUUGAAGCUGGCUGGCCUGCCUGCAGUGCCAUGGACAUGAAUGAAUUCUACCGCUGCUUCCUCCCUGCAGAAGAACGGCAGCGGAUGGAACAUCUUGAACCCUUUGAUGAAUUUGAAGAGUGGCAUCUGAAGUGCUCCCACUAUUUCAUUCUGACAGCUUCUAAGGGAGAUACCCUCUCCCAGGCUCUUUUGUUGGCUCCCUUAGAGGCAUUUCCUCAGGUAGAUCCAGCUUCGCCUUCAGGGGUCUUUCCUGCCAAAGUGGUCACUAAUGGCAGCCAGGGUUCAAACCUUAAGAGAUAUGGUCACGCCUCUGUCCUCUUGAGCCCUGGGAUUGUCCUCAGUGCAGGAGGAUUUGGAGAACAGGAAGGACGGCAUUGCCGAGUGAGCAAACUUCACUUGUUCUCAAGAUACUCUCAUGUUGAAUGGAAAAGCAGCCAAAUAUAUUGUUGGGGGACUGGACUCCAGUGGGAUGGACGCCUUUAUCAUACCAUGACAAGACUUUCAGAUACUCAGGUUCUGGUUCUGGGAGGGAGACUCUCCCCAGUAAGUCCAGCCUUGGGGGCUGUCCAACUUCAUUUACGUAAGAGUGGGGAUAAUAGCACUGAAUCCAUAAAUGUGACAGUAACAAAGGUUGACUUGGAAGAUUACACUUUGUCAUGUUGGCGGCAUUCAACAACAGAAGUGUCUUAUCAGAAUGAGAAAUACUUGUUUGUGUAUGGGGGUCGGAAUGUAGUGGAACCAGUGCUAAGUGAUUGGCAUUUCCUACAUCUAGGAACAAUGGCUUGGGUCAAGAUCCCAGUGAAAGGGGGUGCACCUGACCCUCGGCAUUCCCAUAGUGCCUGCCCUUGGCAAGGAGGAGCCCUUAUUGCUGGAGGUCUUGGAGCUUCUGAAAAGCCAUUGAAAUCUGUAGUCUUCCUGAGACCAAUCUCUUGUGGAUUCCUGUGGGAAUCAAUAGAUAUCCAGCCUCCCAUUACCCCAAGGUACUCCCACACAUCUCAUGUAUUUAAUGGACAGCUUCUGCUGGUUGGAGGGGUCUGGAUUCAUUCCUCCUCGGUUCCUGGAGUGACUGUUAUCAAUUUGAGUACAGGAUUGAGCACUGAGUAUCAGAUUGACACAACAAGUGUGCCAUGGCCACUAAUGUUGCACAACCAUACCAGCAUUCUCCUUCCCGAAGAACGACAGCUCCUGCUCCUUGGAGGUGGUGGGAACUGCUUUUCCUUUGGCACUUACUUCAACCCUCAUACAGUGACUCUAGACCUUUCUUCUUUAAGUCCUGGGCAAUAAAAAUGAUGCUUGAUAUAGAUAACAAAGGUGUCUGCAAAUAGACCUUGAGUUUGGUUGUAGAACUGCCAUACCACCACCAGCACCACCCUCUUUUAUUCCUUUGCACUAUUAAAUGCAGAAAAUGAAAGUUAUUAAAAUGCCAACAGAGAAAUAGUGUGAUUAAACAGGAAAUUGGCCACCCAGCUGUAAAGUAGAAAGCAUCUAAAUUCAUGUAUUCAGUUGAUUGGACUUCUCAUUUUCAAAUCUAAAAGUUACUCAUUUAUUGAAUUUAAAAGCAAAGCCAGAUGUGGUGGUAUACACUUGUAAUCACAGUAUUUGGGAAACUGAGGCAGGAGAACUGCAAAUUCAAGGCCAACCUGAACUACAUAUCAAGACUGUCUCAAAAAAAUCAAAUAAAUAAAUGUAAUACAUUCUCUAUUAUUAUUAUUAUUAUUAUUAUUAUUUUGUCUUUUUUUCGUUUUUACUGGUACCAGGGAUCAAACUCACGACUGCCUGCUUGCAAGGCAGGCGCUUAUGCCGCUGAGCUAAAUCCCUAGCCCCGAGUAAUACAUUCUCUAACCUGGCCUUUGUGACUUGAGACUGUACCUUGGAAAAAGUUUCAAAUAGUUCCUUAGCAAGAAUGCAAGGUUGAAAGUAGUUCAAGAAACAUUAUUGGCCUAAUUCUUGGUGAAACCUGAAAUGAACACAGUUGUUUAAAUUACUAUGCUUGUAAAUGCAAACCAGAAUUCAGUAUUAAUGAGAACAUUUGCACAGCAGUUGAAAACCAUGCUUUUGAUCAAGUUUUGCCACUGGUGUUAUAUUUAUUUAAAUGUAUAAAUGCCAGCAAACUAAAUAAUUCAUUCUAAUCAUAGUUUAAUGUGCUGUUCCAGAUCUGUUCCAAACAGCCAUCACUCUGUUCUGUGCCCUGUGGGAAGCCGCCUGAGAUGGCGCCCAUUUCCUGCUUCCGGGUUCUUCUGCUUCUCUGUGAUUGGAUACUGCUUCCCCUUAUAAGAGGUUGUUCCUGCCCCCAACGGGCGGAAGAGGAAUCAACGUUGAGGGUGGCGGACCUUGUUAGGUCCGGUUCGCUGUACGCAAUAAAGUUUGAGAGCUGA
This is a messenger RNA of Cavia porcellus (domestic guinea pig), 3235 nucleotides long. It is a transcript of the gene Lcmt2, whose product is annotated as leucine carboxyl methyltransferase 2. Lineage: Eukaryota; Metazoa; Chordata; Mammalia; Rodentia; Caviidae. The transcript has a single exon. Gene Ontology annotation, biological process: tRNA methylation; wybutosine biosynthetic process. Gene Ontology annotation, molecular function: protein binding; tRNA methyltransferase activity. The record is from RefSeq and is a predicted model, not a curated record. The coding region runs from base 87 to 2144 and encodes 685 amino acids.